Messenger RNA from Symbiodinium pilosum, 1302 nucleotides. NCBI's taxonomy places the organism in Eukaryota, Dinophyceae, Suessiales, Symbiodiniaceae. The record is from the annotation of a GenBank genome assembly.
AUGAACCUCCUCGCGCUGCCCUUGGAGCGUGACCAGAUCUUCUCCAUCAAGCGGCGUUUCCCAGGCUUCUCUGGGAAGGUCCCCGAAGAGGCAGCAUUCUGGUCAGAGGCAGAUCUGGAAGCCUACUUCGGUAGCAAUGGUCAGAAAAAACCGCGAGAGACAUCGAGACCGGGCACCGAGACCUGUUCUCUCCUCUCGCGGGUGAGGCUUGAGCUCGCCAAGCAGAAGAUUGACGAGCCGACAAUCGAGUAUGCUGCAUUCAGUCGGCACUUGCAGAGCCUGCGAGAGGACUGGUACAGGAAUGUGCGGUUAGCCAGCGUGGCAGAGUGCACAGAGGUGCAGCGCCUUCGGGGACUCAGCGGCUCUGCCGUGGAGUUUCCGGUGCUGCUUGAGAAGCAGCGAGAUUGGUAUGCACGCUUCUGGAAUCUGGAGUUCUUCAAGCGGGAUUGCGGGCACGACUAUUGGUUCUGCAGGCCGCAAUUCCCGGCUUUCGAGUGUGAUGAAGCAGCGAUAGACCAUCUGGUGCUCCACACCAACAUUGCAGAUUUCGUCGAUUUUAUUCGAACUCUACAACGCAUGGAUCGGAAGUGCGAACAGGACAAGAGCAUUGCGUUUCCACGGCUGAUUCUGGAUGGCUAUGCGCCUUUCUUUGGCGUUCUGAGGAAAUUCUUCGACGAAUGCUGGACAAAGCUGGGCCCUGAUGGCCUUCCAGACCUCACUCCACGGCUCGCACAGGCCUUCACACACGCCUUUGAUCUACAGGAUCCCAUGGAGACGCUGUCGAGGUUUUACAAGGUGACGAUUGCAGCCACAGGCUCCAUAACUCGUCUCCAUGUUGAGACCGCCGGCGCUCAUCUCUGGUUCAAUCAAAUUGAGGGUAGACGGGUGUUCUUUCUGUUUCCUCCGUCCGAGUCCCGAAAGCUGUACGAAGAGACAGGAGGGCCAAUGCAGGAGACCAGUGGCUUCGCGACGAGAGUCAGCGGCGUCGACCUCUUCGCCCCAAGCGCCAAGCGCCAUCCGCUCUUCGCUGAGGCCCGCUGUCAGGUGGCGGUGCUGUACCUCGGUCAGACCUUAGUCAUCCCUUCCGGAUGGUGGUGGUACUCCGUGGCCCUGGACCCAUCUGUCACGCUGUGGCAUCAGUUCUGGACCGACGAGAACAAGAGCCAGUUCCCGGAGAUCGCCUGGGAGUAUUUUAACUACCAGAAAAUGACACCAGAAUUCUGGGCGGCGCUUCCGAGGAAGAUCGAGCGCCUGCGGGCGGCGGGCCUGUAUAAACGGAUCCUUUUGGGUCGAUAUUGUUAG